UAACACAUGAUGGAACAGAAAAAUGGAAGUUCCUUCACUGGAUUCAUUUUACUGGGGUUUUCAGACAGGCCCCAACUGGAAAUAGUCCUCUUUGUGGUAUUGAUAAUUUUUUAUCUCUUCACUUUGCUGGGUAACACCACCAUCAUUGUUCUGUCCUUCCUGGAUCCCAAUCUCCAUACCCCAAUGUACUUUUUCCUCUCCAACCUAAGCUUCCUGGAUUUGUGUUUUACCACCAGCAUUGUCCCACAGUUCCUGGUAAAUCUCAGUGGAGCUGACAAGUCUAUCUCCUUUGCUGGUUGUGUGGCUCAGUUGUUUCUAUCUCUAGGGUUGGGAGGCACAGAAUGUGUGCUCUUAGUAGUCAUGUCAAUUGAUCGCUACGCUGCUGUGUGCAGGCCUCUUCACUAUACAGUCAUCAUGCACCCUCGACUCUGCGUCCUGAUGAUUUUGGUUUCCUGGAUCUUUGGUUUAUCCAACUCCUUAGUGCAGACUGUACUCAUCUUCCGUUUACCACUUUGUGGGAGAAACAAAUUAGAUCAUUUCCUUUGUGAGAUCCCUGCAUUGCUGAAGAUCGCUUGUGUUGACACCAGUAAUAUUGAGGCUGAACUCUACUUUGCCAGUUUUGUCACUCUUGUUUUACCUCUUAUUUUUAUUGUGUUCUCCUAUGGUUGGAUCGUGAGGGCCAUUUUGAGAAUCAAAUCUGCAGCCGGACAGAGAAAAGCCUUUGGGACAUGUGGCUCCCACUUCAUCGUGGUGUCUCUGUUCUUUGGCACAGCCAUCUAUGCUUAUCUGCAGCCCAGCAGCAACUACUCUCAGGAUCGGGGCAAGUUCACAACUCUCUUUUAUGGCAUUUUUACUCCCACGAUGAAUCCCCUGAUCUAUACCCUGAGGAACAAGGAUGUGACGGGAGCAAUGAGGAAAGUGCUUAGGAAGGAUCGUGAUUCCAGAUGA
Suncus etruscus (white-toothed pygmy shrew) is the source of this 948-nucleotide messenger RNA. Its product is annotated as putative olfactory receptor 2B8. Gene Ontology annotation, biological process: G protein-coupled receptor signaling pathway. Gene Ontology annotation, molecular function: olfactory receptor activity; G protein-coupled receptor activity. Gene Ontology annotation, cellular component: membrane. The transcript has a single exon. The record is from RefSeq and is a predicted model, not a curated record. Bases 7 to 948 code for a protein of 313 amino acids. Lineage: Eukaryota; Metazoa; Chordata; Mammalia; Eulipotyphla; Soricidae.